This is a messenger RNA of Callithrix jacchus (white-tufted-ear marmoset), 22780 nucleotides long. It is a transcript of the gene MKRN2, whose product is annotated as makorin ring finger protein 2. The record is from RefSeq and is a predicted model, not a curated record. NCBI's taxonomy places the organism in Eukaryota, Metazoa, Chordata, Mammalia, Primates, Cebidae. Gene Ontology annotation, molecular function: metal ion binding; ubiquitin protein ligase activity. Gene Ontology annotation, biological process: protein polyubiquitination.
CGGUGCGGAACUAAUUGUGACGGCAGUGAGGUUACCAGCCGGCGCUACAAAGGUGCCACACCGCAGGGGCGGCGUGGGGCGGUGUGCGCCGGCGUGACGCGGCUACGCGGGAUGGGCCGGGCCAAGACCAAGGCCUAGGCGGCCGCGGCUGUGAGAGGCUGCAGCUCGGCGACCGUCCCUCAGCCCAGCCACCAUGAGCACCAAGCAGGUUACUUGCAGGUACUUUAUGCAUGGUGUGUGUCGGGAAGGAAGCCAGUGCUUAUUCUCACAUGACUUGGCAAACAGCAAGCCGUCCACCAUCUGCAAGUACUACCAGAAAGGCUACUGUGCCUAUGGAACUCGGUGCAGAUAUGACCACACAAGGCCCUCUGCUGCAGCUGGAGGUGCUGUGGGCACCAUGGCCCACAAUGUACCCUCUCCGACUUUUCACAGUCCUCACCCUCCUUCUGAGGUCACUGCAUCCAUUGUGAAAACUAACUCACAUGAACCUGGGAAGCGUGAAAAGAGAACAUUGGUUCUCAGAGACCGAAAUCUCUCUGGCAUGGCUGAAGGAAAGACUAACCCGAGCAUGGUGAGUAAUCUAGGCAGCUGCAGUGACUCCCAGCCCAGCCCCGAGAUGAAGCCGACUUCCUACCUAGAUGCCAUUAGGAGUGGCCUUGAUGACCUGGAGGCCAGCAGCUCCUACAACAAUAAGCAGCAGCUGUGCCCCUAUGCAGCUGCUGGGGAGUGCCGAUUUGGGGAUGCCUGUGUCUACCUGCACGGGGAGGUCUGUGAAAUCUGUAGGCUGCGAGUCUUGCACCCCUUCGACCCAGAGCAGAGGAAGGCUCACGAAAAGAUCUGCAUGUUGACAUUCGAACAUGAGAUGGAGAAGGCCUUUGCCUUCCAAGCAAGCCAGGACAAAGUGUGCAGUAUCUGCAUGGAAGUGAUCCUGGAGAAGGCCUCUGCUUCUGAGAGGAGAUUUGGGAUUCUCUCCAAUUGCAAUCACACGUACUGCUUGUCCUGCAUCCGACAGUGGCGGUGUGCCAAACAAUUUGAAAACCAAAUCAUUAAGUCUUGUCCAGAAUGCCGUGUGAUAUCAGAGUUUGUAAUUCCAAGUGUGUAUUGGGUGGAAGAUCAGAAUAAAAAGAAUGAGUUGAUUGAAGCUUUCAAACAGGGGAUGGGGAAAAAAGCCUGUAAAUACUUUGAGCAAGGCAAGGGGACCUGCCCAUUUGGAAGCAAAUGCCUUUAUCGACAUGCUUACCCUGAUGGGCGGCUAGCAGAGCCUGAGAAACCUCGGAAACAGCUCAGUUCUCAAGGCACUGUGAGGUUCUUUAAUUCAGUGCGGCUCUGGGAUUUCAUUGAGAACCGAGAAAGCCAGCAUGUCCCCAACAAUGAAGAUGUCGACAUGACAGAGCUUGGGGACCUCUUCAUGCACCUUUCUGGAGUGGAGUCAUCAGAACCCUAAAGAGUAGAUGGUCACCCUGCAUCUUGGGCUCCAUCGACCAAAACUUUCCCAAGCCAGGGUGUGCAGAGCUUUCCUGUACUGCAGCCAAGGGGGCGUGUGGCUUGGAUUUGAGUGGAAUUGUGCUUAGCCUUGGUCUCAUCUACUCUCCAUUAUUACAGCCAUGGGUAAGAGUGAAGGAUAUAAAGUAACCUACUAAGUGUAUGGAAUUGCUGUUUUAUAGCUGAUAUAGUUACACCUCAAGUCCCUCAGGGGUAACAACUAACCACUCAGACUGUUUGGACUGACUGCUUUAAAACACAAACCUGGCUUUUAUCAUUGCUCUUUUCUCCCCAGAAACAGUAAAUUUGCAGCUGCCCCUAAUGUGGCAGAGUUGUUUUUCUUACCGAAGGAUUCAACCCUAUAAAAGGAUUCCUCUGUAGUGUAUUUCUCUAGUAUAUCUAAUGUAUGGUCAAAAUUUUGACAGAGCUUUCAAGAACAGUAAAACAGUGAGCCCGGCAUAGCUGUUAACAUACAACUUUUUUUAGGGCUUUAAGGAUGGUCAUUUUUUUGAGUUCUCUCAAGUAACCCAAAUCAGGGUAGCAAUCUUGUUGCCAGAUGUGCAGCAAAGUGGAAGUGUAAAUCUUUUUCUCUUUUAGGGAGGCUCUUGAAGGAGCAGGAGGUACUGUACUGAGUAGCAGUCUAGCCCUCCUGUCUGGUUGCAGCCUCCAGCCAGAGCCCUCCAGGGAAACAAAGCCUCUGCCCUCACCUGUGGGGCACACACAUGCACUUACAUAAUGUGUGGUUCCUACUCAAGCAAUUUAUUAUCUGCAAAGCCUAGCUUUGAUUUGAAACUUCGUAAAAAUUUCAUGGCGCCCCAAGGUUUGUUUCUGAUUCUGACCCAGCAGUGCUCCUGAAGAGAGCUGAUGGCAAGUCUUGUAGUCAUUUUUAGUUGAAGGGUUCGCACAACCUUGUGAACCACAAAGGUUGUUCUUUUUAUGUGUUUUUAAAAAGCUGUACAUACCAAAUAGUUUAUAAAACACAUUACUUAACAUCUUAACUGAGUUUAGCAUACUUUCUGCUUAACUUUUAUACUAUUCAGUGGAGGGUUACAAAGAGUACAAAAAUUCAGUCCCAGUGUAGGGAAUUACUUUAAAAGGAGCCAGCCAUUACAACUAAAUUUAAUUUAUUUUAUUAAAAUAACAUAAUGCGGGACCAUCAGAUACCUGUAUUUUGUCAGGUGCAAUAAAAACAAAAUUAAAACCCAAAUCAUCAAGAAAACCUGUAUUCCUGGCUUCCUUGUAUACACAUGAUACAACUAGAGAAACAAGGCUGUGUUAUUAGAGAAACAAGGCUGGCCCUGCGGCCCCGCCCCAUAGGGGCAGGGCAGCUCCUGGAAGACAAAAUUCAGCAUGAUGGAAGACUGCUACCUGAGAGGGCCGAGAUGGGGACCGGCUGAGUGCCUUGCCUGGAAAACCAUCCCAAUGCACUGGACACCUUAGAAGCUGUGAAGGGAGGCCGUGUCCCCUAAGAAAAGUUCCAUAGUACCAAAGCAGGCUCUUUCGGGAGGCCAGAGUCUCAACAGUCCUGGGCUGUUUGUUUGGUGCCUUAUGUGCAAAAUGUCUGGUGCUGCACCACUCUCUGAAGAAAGUCCCGCCUGUCAUAUGCAUUCCUCUAAAAGUUGAUUUCCAAAAUCCCAUGUGUUUCCACAUCAGGCUGCACUGCCUGCUACCUUACUUCCUCAAAAUACAUAGCCAACAGCUGGGCCCCUGCCUUUUGGAUUACCAUCAACAUCCACUUGCACAUCUAGAGAAGGCCUUGAGCAUGGGGUACAUGGGGAAGGAGCAGGAUGCACCAGCAUUGCAAAUGGCUUCCUUCUCCCAGGGCCCAAAGGAGUAGAAAAGAAGGCAACAUGAAGUUAAGGCCCUGUGAGCAGUCUAGAAGAUCCUUAGCAGCAGCUUCUCUGAAAACAUGUGCUCUGCCUCUGGAGAAAGGGAGCAGAAAAGUGGUGCCUGCUGGCUUCUCUUCCUCCCCUGGCAGCCUGAGGGCAGGUGUAAAGUCAACUAGAAGACAGGCAGCCUUGGGGACGUGGUCAGCGUGCAAGCAUUGAUAUCCUCAGUGUGGGCUGCCCGAUGCAAGGAUGGCUCGGAAGCGCUCCGGUUGAUCUUCGGUAGAGAGUGCUGGAGCAGCUCAAUGGAAGACAGGAUCUGAAAGCCCCAGAAUGCUCUCAUUAGUUGGGGCUUGGGGGUCCAAAGACACUGGCCGUACCCUGCCCCCACCAUUUUGUGGAGGACCUGGUUCCCCUCCCUAUAAAAACAAAAUACUCCCCUUAUAUUGCCAUCUUUAAGAACCAACCCAUGCUUUAAUCCCGUUCUAUCAUCCCUGAGCCUUACCUGGGGAAAAAGAGGCCUCUCUUCCUUUACUUUCUUGACACAGUCAGCUACCAGCCUCUUCAUUGCUUUGGGGCAGUUUUUAUAUAGCUUACUAAGAUCUGGGGAGGCAUACCCUCGGCCCACCAUGAAGAUGAUCUAAGGGAAAAACAGCUGAGUGAAUGAGGGGUGGAUGAUCAAAAGAAAACAACAAGUCCUAACCCUCUAGCUAUUCAGGCUGGCAGGAGGCCUAGGAGCUCCCACAAGUCAGGUCCUUUAGCACCAGCACAGACUCACCUGAUCUCGGUUGUUAAUGUGAGAGUAAGGAAGCUCCCCUGUCAUCAGCUCAUAUAAUACGAUGCCAUAGGAGUAGACAUCUGACUGGAAGCUGAAGGGGUUGUUAUCCUGCAUUCGGAUCACCUCUGGAGCCUACAGGGAAAAGGUGUAUUUAUCACCAUAUGACAGGCUUCCCUUUCAUUAGUUAUGAAUGAGUCCAUUCUUCAGUCCCCACAUAGGUUUUCCCCAAAGGUCUCCAACUCAGGCACUGGUUAAAACAGCUCAGGAAUCCUUGUCUUUAAAGGACCAAGACCCAGCAUUUCUAUCCCAGCUUAACUCCUCUCCACACUAAGCUUCACGGUGGUUUUGAUCAACAGCUUCCUCAAGAAAAUCUACAAUUGCCCUGAGCCUGGCUGUCACCAGGGGUCAUGAGGAUUUCAGGAAAGUGUACAGAAAUGCUUUAUGUUUGCACAUAAGGCUUCAGGGUAUUCCUUUUGCCCUGCACCAAAAACUGUUAUUGGGAGCCCAGAUUCUCACCAUCCACAGAACAGAGCCAGUAGGUUGUUCAACCUGCUGAGAACCACUCCAGCGUGACUUUACUGUUGCCAAACCAAAAUCUCCAAUUUUCACUGUUAGGCCUUCAUGGAGAAAUAUAUCUCAAUGCUUGUUAAGGACUCUGGUUUCAAAAGAAUGGUCAAAUUAAUUUUGAAAACCAUCCCAAAGUUCUUUAUAACAUGGCAAUCUCUCCACCUUGUGUGUCUGUUGCAGGCUCUCUGCACUGAAUUUCCUAAGGUAUAUGAAGUUCUUAAAAGUGCUUUUGAAAUGCCCCUUCUUCUAGCCGGCAGGCAGGGAUUAUUCAAUGUGCCAGAUUAUUUGGCCCCAGCCAAAAACAAGUCAGUUUUUUUCCCUGCUGCUUUUCCCCAUUUCCACUCUAGGUGCUGGGUCCCUGGCUUUGUGAUCUUUCCACAUAAUACAUGUGCGUGAAACUCUAACAUGACAAGCGGAGGCCACAUUCCCCAAAGUACUCCCCAGAGGGCCAACUAUGGCCUGCUGACAGCUUACAGUGGUUUCUGCUUCUGUUCUGCCCUCAAAUCACCAUCUGAACCUUGACUGGUUAACAAAAUAAUAAAUCCUUUAUUGAAGUGUUCAAUGUUGUCCUAAGAAAUUUCUCAUCAGAAUUAGUACCACUUGGGUAACUUGAAAAUGAAAACCAAAAUCAGCUUGCUUCUGGUCAUACAGUUUAAGUCUAACUUGUGAGAGAGAAAAAAAAACUGAAAACAAAAAAAUUUAAAAAACACACAUGAAGCAACUUGUGAGCUGUUGGUGCCCAGGAACUCACACCUCCUUAAAUCUGGUGUCUGCUUUCAUGGUAUGUUUGGCUGCUAAAAACCCCACCACUGAAAGGUGUUCCAUGCCUCACACGGGUACCUCAAAUAGGGCAUGUCCUAUAAUCCAGCUCAACCCAAUUAUCAUGCUUCUCACUGCUCAAGAAGCAAAGUGUGGGCUGUAAUGCCAUCCUUCCAUCCCAAGGAGAGGCUGGUGGAGGGUGGCACAUUCAAAACUGUUAAAUUUCAUGCCUUACAGCAUUAAAAAUACCUUUCUUCAUUUACUCUUCUGUAGAAACAAGACUUAGAAGGGGAGAAGGAUUGUUUCCAACAGUGACUUCUGAGGAACCCACUUAAUGUACCUUUGAGAAAGACCAUUUAAUUUAUUUAUUUGAGACAGAGCCUUGUACUGUUCCCUAGGCUAGAGUGCAACCUCUGCCUCCCAGGUUCAAGUGAUUCUCCUGCCUCAGCCUCCUGAGUAGCUGGGAUUUCAGGCAUGUGCCACCACACCCAGCUAAUUUUUAAAUAUAGAGAUGGGUUUCGUCACAUUGGCCAGGCUGGUCUCAAACUCCUAGCCUCAAGCGAUCCACCUGCCUUGGCCUCCCAAAGUGCUGGGAUUAUAGGUAUAAGCUACCAUGCCCAGUCAAGAAAGACCAUUUUAAAUAGUGAUUUUCGGAAAGCUUUCAACCUUUGGCUUAUAGCUUACUUGCUAUCCACCUAACAAGCAGAUACACAUAUAUUCAUUGUCCACAAACCAGAAAUAAACCUAAGACAAAAGCACAUCCCCCUCAGGUUAAAUUUAGUAAUAGUGUGAUAAAUUAGGCCUAUUUCAAGCUUACAAAAAUCUCUCCAAAUCACUUUUGCUGAGAUAGAAAGGAACCCAAUCUAAACUUCACUCUCAUCAGUCCUGGUGAGGCAUAUGUUGCUGAGGAGCAAGCCAAGCCUACUAAUUUUCUGACUUUUGUGUCUUCUUGUCCUCUGCCUCUUUUCUUAAAAUGUUAUCUCCUGGCACCAAGAGUCACUUGUGAUAAAAAGGCUCUAUUCUGUUUCCCUAAAUUUAGAACUGAGCAGUCAAAUGGAACUCAACAACCAAAGGAUACUGUUGGAUUUCAUGUCUCUGUGGAUGAUGUUCUUUGCAUGCAAAUAGCUGUGAAGGGAAAAUAAAUUAUUAAAAAUAAAUUGAGGGGCAUGGGUAGAAAGCAGUUUUAAACUACAGCUAAUAAGUAAAAUCCACUGAAGGCCCAGCUCCCAGGAGUGUUAUACACAGGGAUGGACCCUGUGCUUUCAGCCUGGUUCACAUCACUGCUUACCUGAAGGUGAGGCCACAGCACAAACAUGCUUACACCUUUUUUUUUUUUUUUUUUUGAGACUGGAGUGCAGUGGUAGUCAUAGCUCACUGCAGCCUUAACUUCCUAGGCUCAAGUGAUCCUCCCACUGCAGCCUCCCAGGUAGCUGGAACCACAGGCAUAUGCUACCAUGCUGCCCACCUGCCCCCCUUUUUUUGUAGAUACUGGGUCUUGCAGGGUUGCCCCAAGCUGGUCUUGAAAUCCUGGGCUCAAGUGAUCCUCUCUCAUAUUGGCCUCCCAAAAUGCUUGGAUUACAGGCAUGGGCCACUGUGCCCGGCCACCGCUGACACUUCUUCAAGCAUCAAUUUUACUCAAAAGUAAUUCUGAUAACCCAAUGUCCAUAAGUGAUGAAUGAAUAAUGUGGCAGAUCCAUACAAUAGAAUUUUACUCAGACACAGAAAGGAAUGAAGUAGUGACACCUGCUACAACCUGGAUUAACCUUGAAAAUAUUAUGCUAGGUGAAAGAGCCGGCAUACAGUACCACAUCUUCUAUAUUAUAUGCAGUCAAGCAUCACUGAACGGCAGGUAUACCUUCUGAGAAAUGUGUUGUUAGCCAACUUAUCAUGCAAAUAUCAUAAAGUGUAUUUACACAAACCAAGAUGGUGCAGUCUACUGCACACCCUGGCUAAAUGGUAGCCUGUUGCACUUAGGCUACAAACCUGUAUGGCCCUCAGUGUACUGAAUACUAGAGGCAGUUGUAACAUAGUGAGUAUCUGUGUCUCUAAACGUAGCCAAACAGAAAAGGCACAGUAAAAAUACAGUAUUAUAAUCUUGUGGGACCACCUUCCUAUAUGUGGUCUGUCAUUGACCAAAACAUCAUUAUAUGGUACUUGACUAUAUUACAUCUUACAUGAUUCCAUUUAUAUUAAACUACAAACUAGGCACAAUCCAUAGAAACAGAAAGUAGACUGUACGUGGGUGGGAGGUAUUGGGUGAAUGCUAAUGGUAAUAUCGUUUGGAUAUUUGUCCACUCCAAAUCUCAUGUUGAAACGUGAUCCCCAGUGUUGGAGGUGGGACCUAUGUGUCAGGUGUUUGGGCCAUGGGGGCAGAUUCCUCAUGAAUGGCUUGGUGCCUCCCUGCAGUGAUGAGUAAGUUUACGUGCUAUUAGUUCACAUGAAAUCUGGUUAGAGUCUGGGACCUCCCUCCAUGCUUUCUUGCUCCUUUCUCUUACCACAUCACAUGUGGCUCCCCUUGCCUUUUGCCAUGAGUAAAAGCUUCCCGAGGGCCUCACCAGAAGAUAUUGGUGUCAUGCUUUUUGUACACUCUGCAGAACCAAGAGCCAAAAUACACCUCUUUUCUUUAUAAAUUAUCCAGUCUCAGGUCUUCCUUUAGAAAAACCCAAACAGACUUAUACACCAUACAUUUGUUUCUUUCUAGGAUGAUGAAAAUGUUCUAAAAUUAGAUGAUGGUGAUGGCUGCACAACUCAAUACUAGAAAACCACUAAGGUGUACAUUUUAAAAGGGUGAAUUUUAUGAUAUAUGAAUUAUAUCUCAUUUUUUUCUGAAAAGUAAUUCUAUUUAUUAAAAUAUACAGAAUGUAACUUCCAUACGAUUUUAAAGACAAUAUGAGAAUUUGUGUAGCACUUGCAAGCACAGCUCUAGCUCAGUAGCUCCCAAAUGUCUAGAGGAAUGAGGAAUUCCUCCUCCUCUAUCAUAAGGGACACUUCAGAGGGAAAGCUGGAGAAGUACUACCCUGGGUUAGCCAGGAAAGGCGGGAGGAUCACUUGAGGCCAGUUUGAGACCAGCCUGGGCAACACAGUGAGACCCCCGACUCUACAAAAUAUACAAAAAUUAGCUGGGCAUAGUAGAGCGUGUGCCUGCAGUCCCAGCAACCUAGCAGACUGAGGCAAGAGGAUCACAGGAGUUCAAGGAUACAGUGAGAGCUAUGAUUGCACCACUGCACUCCAGCAUAGGCGACAAAUGAGACCCUAAGGGAAAAAGUUUUUAAUUAAAUUAUCCUGAAAAAUGACAUCUGCUUAAACCUUCACGUAGCACAGCCACACCUCAGACAGCUGAGCAGAAGGUACAUGCCCCCACUAUGUUCUCAGGUUUUUGGAUAAAGUGAGGGUAGCAGGAAGAGCCUGAGUCUGAGUGCCAAGGGGGAAGCUUUGCUUGGGUAAGGAAUUUGAACUUUUUUUUUUUUUUUUUUUUUUGAGACAGAGUCUUACUCUGCAGCCCAGGCUGAAGUGCAGUAGCAUGAUCUCAGCUCACUGCAACCUCUGCCUCCCAGAUUUCAAGCGAUUCUCCUGCCUCAGUCUCCUUAGUAGCUGGGAUUACAGGCACGUGCCACCACACCUGGUUGAUUUUUGUUAUUUUUAGUAGAGAAAGAAUUUUGCCAUGUUGGCAAGGAUGGUCUUGAACUCUUGGCCCCAAGUGAUCCAUUGUCCUUGACCUCCCGAAGUGUUGGGAAUACAGGCAUGAGCCACUCCACCCAGCUAGAACCUGAACAACACAUUCCUGAUAACUGACCUCUCCAGCCCAGGCUUGUACAAAGAUAAUCACAGAAUCACUUAAUGGACUAGAAGGCUUUUCCUGAUCUUAGUUCCAAUUUACAGACAGGUUUGAUGCCUGGGUCCCAGAGAGGCAUCAGGCCAUCUACUCACUCCAUUCCCUGAGCCGUCUGCCGGGCAAUGUCAAUUAGCUGGAACAUCUGAAACUUGGUCUCCUGGACAUGCAGGUGUUUGUAGAGGCUGCUGCCCUCACACCACUGGGUCACAAUUGCCAGGUUGUCUUUUGUCAUGUACCCCAUGAAAAGCAGAAUGUUCACAUGCCGUGUUUUGCUGAGGAGAGGAAGACAAGAAAGGGAGGAGGAAAGUGCUCAGGGAGGUCUACUGUGCCUUCCCGUGGGUUCUAUGCUCUUGACACUACUCCCAGUCCCAACCUGGAGGGGGCUAGAAAAACAAACACAUGAAACAGCUGAUAACCUGGGUGGCAUUCUGAGCAAACAGAGGAGCCCGACAUUAGUUCACUUGCUUACAGAGAAGACAUUCUCUUUCGUCACUGUAAACUCAUGACCCUCCUUGUGGAGGUUGCAAGGACUCCUCUGUAGAAGUCUCCAUUAUAUGACGUAUUUCUAAGUCUAAAUAGUAACUGAAAGAUUUGAAAACUUACUAUUCUGAAGUCUAAAAUAAGGCAGCUCAGCUAUAAAGAGGGUUCUGGGAAAUAAAGAUAAAAAUGGGGCCUAUUUCUCCUGCCCACCUCAAACCAAAACCCAGAGAUAGAACCUGGGCUAUUACAUUUACUGUGCCUAGAGGAAGGUAUUCUCCUGAAAAGGGGCUCUUCCAACGGCCUGACAACCACAUAAACUAAAGGAAACAUCCCUUUGCUCUCAAAGGAGGAGUAUCCAACCACAGGAACUCCACUGAGUCUUAACUGCCUGCCAGUCCCAGCCCAUGGCACAGCCCACUGACUCUGCAGUCCUUGUACUCCCCACUCCAGACAGACUGGACUGCCAGCUUUUACUCACCGCAAAACAGCCACCUCAUUCCUGAAGGCCUGGAACUGCUCUGGGGUUGGGUCUACAACCUUUAGGAUCUUUACUGCAACAUCUCCUGCAAAAUUAGUUGGCAGACAGUGCAAUCAGUUGAAUGAUCUUACUCUUUCAAAUAACCAAGUUUUCAGGAAGAUACAGUGACUCACUUAUCCAAAGAAUCAUAUACCUACACAGAUACAACAAAUCUCAAAAUUUCUCUUUUUUUUUUUUUAAGAUACAGUCUCACUCUAUUGUCUAGGCUAAAGUGCAGUGGCACACUACAGCCUCGACCCCCUGGGCUUAAGCAAUCCUCCCACCUUGGCCUCCUAAAGUGCUGAGAUUAUAGGUCCCAAUUUCUGUAUUAAUUCAAAUAACUGAAAAAAGUUACAUGGAUAAAUGCUACCCCUACAGUUACACCUUCAAUAGGCUUGGUUAAACUAUUCAUACCAACCCUGGCAAGCUACAGAGGAGAGAUCAUAUGUGACAGGUCAAAACCUGGUCCUGUGGGGAUGAAAUCAGUACAUGGAUAUGAAUGGCCUGGCAAAUACAGAAUGACUGGGGCUGGAUGCUGGUGUAAGGAAGCAGACCAUUUAGCAACUAUUGAGGCUGAUCUCUGAAUUCACAUUUCAGUCAGAACUAAUACGGUCCCUAGUAAAAAUUCAGAGAGAUACCCUGAAAUUAAGCUUCUCUGCCUUCAAUAUCAUUAAAAAAUAAUCCUAAUAAUACUGAAUCCUGGCAUCGUGUAUACUUUUAUCCCUCUUGAUCCUCACAUGUGCCCUAUGACGUAAAUAAUUUUAUCUUUACUUCACAGACAAGCAGAGAAGUUUAGUCAUUUGACCAGGGUCAGACUGCCAAAAAAAAAAAAAACAAAGUGCUGGAGCCAGGACUGGAUCUGACUCCAAUUGAUAUUCUACCUAUAGUACUCACAACUGAUUGUCAAGCACUGUGAGUAAAACCAGCCUCUUGAUAUAACUUUAGACACAUCCAGGGAUCAGUUCCACUUUAGAGUGCUACAAAUUUAAAAGCCACUUUCAAAAGUGUUUCUGGAGCCUCUGUUUGAACAUUCCUCCUUUCUUCCUUUUUUUUUGAGAUAGAGUCUCGCUCUGUCGCCCAGGCUAGAGCGCAGUGGCACAAUCUCAGCUCACUGCAACCUGCCUCAGUCUCCCGAGUAGCUGGAAUUAUAGGCGUGUUCCACCACGCCCAGCUAAUUUUUGUAUUUUUUGGUGGAGAACUUGAGGUCAGGAGUUUGAGACCACCAUGUUGCCCAGGCUGGUCUCAAACUCCUGACCUCAAGUUCUCUGCCCGCCUCGGCUUCCCAGAGUGCUCAGCACACCCAGCCCUCCUCAUUUCAUUUUUGGGAAGAAAACUUGUAGAGAGAUGGUUCUCACAGUAAGUUUCAAAAUGUCUCCCUGCGGUCUCUGGUUUUAUCAUCUGAAGUUUCAGUGAUGGGUCCCUGUGUUUUAACAGCAGCCUCCAAAGUGGCGCUCACCCAGUUAACCCUUACAUGUGACAAAGGCUGGCCAAACCUCCUAAAGGUCUCGUACAACCUCAGAUCCCAUUUAACCCAAAUGAUCCUCAGUCUUUAUGGGACCCUAAAAACACCCUCUACCUCUACCUCUCACUCAAGAAGCCAUAAGAUCUCCUUGAGUUCGUGCAACAGGCCAGGUGAGUGGUCCACUUUGCACCUGAUGUUGCUGCUUCCCUAGAUAUCUGUACCACCCUCACCGCCCUCACCCUCUGUGCAAAUGCCACUGUCUUCGCAGACUCCUUUCUGACCAAUCUACUAUUUGGAACUGGGACUGCCACUCCAUAUCUCCUUUCCUCCAUUUUUCUCCGUAGCAAUUACAGCACACUAUAUAUUCUACUUUUCUUGUUUACUGCCCCCACUAGAAUAUAAACUCCUUAAGAUUUUUUUUUUUGGAGACAGGGUCUUGCUCUGUUACCCAGGCUGGAGUGCAGUGGUGUGAUCAUGGCUCACUGCAGCCUCAAUCUCCCUGGCUCAAGUGAUCCUCCUGCCUCAGCUGGCACAACAGACACACAGUACCACAUUCAGCUAAUUUAAAGAGACAGGGUCUCACUAUGUUGUUCAGGCUGGUCUCAAACUCCUGGGCUAAGGUAAUCCUCCCACCUCAGCCUCCCAAAGUGCGAGGAUUACAGGUGUGAGCCCCCACCCCUGGCCAAGAAAAAAAAAAAAAAAUUUUUUUUUUUUUUUUGAGACAGUCUCACUCUAUUGUCCAAGCCGGAGUGCAGUCGCACAAUCUUGGCUCACUGCAACUUCCACUUCCCAGGCUCAAGCAAUUCUCAUGGUUCAGACUCUUGAGUAGCUGGCAUUACAGGUGUAAAUCACCAUACUUCACUAAUUUUUAUAUUAUUAGUAGAGACAGGGUCUUGCCACUUUGGCCAGGCUAGUCUCAACUCCUAGCCUCAAAUGAUCUGCCUGCCUUGGCCUCCCAAAGUGCUGGGAUUACAGGAGUGAGCCACCAUGCCCAGCCAAAGAGACACAAUUUUUAUAUUUUGUUCACUGCUUAAUUUCCUAGUCCCUGGAAGCGCCUGGUGUUCAAAGAAUGAUCAGGAAACACUGGAUGAAGAAAUGAAUGGAUUCUAACGUAAAACUGUCAGGCAAAUUAUGAAUUGACAAGCUAUUUGACACUCUGGAGUACAAGAGAAGACUUGGCCUCUGACAGGAAAUACUGGCAACUUAGUUGCCUGUAGAAGUCAAGAAACAUUUUAUGGCAGAGCAAUUCAGAACCCAAUGUCCAGCCUGACAUCCCCAGGCCUUGCCUCAUCCCAGGUCUAUGGAAUUAGGGAUGGACCCAAAGCAAAGGCAGCUCAUCAACCUGGCCCCGGCAGUCCUUGGGCAUUUCCAAGUUCACUUUUCCAGCACUCCAUGCAAUAGGUGUCCAAUGCUGCUUACCACUCUUUCUCUCCUUUCAAACCCAUUUCUCAGAUAAGUACAAAACUGUGUAGUAAUACUUUAUCUUUUCCUUCGGCAAUUAUCCAAACACUCUUUUUUUUUUGAGACGGAGUUUUGCUCUUGUUACCCAGGCUGGAGUGCAAUGGCUCGAUCUCGGCUCACCGCAACCUCCGCCUCCUGGGUUCAGGCAAUUCUCCUGCCUCAGCCUCCUGAGUAGCUGGGAUUACAGGCACACGCCACCAUGCCCAGCUAAUUUUUUGUAUUUUUAGUAGAGACAGGGUUUCGCCCUGUUGACCAGGAUGGUCUCGAUCUCUUGACCUUGUGAUCCACCCACCUCGGCCUCCCAAAGUGCUGGGAUUACAGGCUUGAGCCACUGCGCCCAGCCCCCAAAUACUCUUGUAGCUAGCAAUCCUUCAGCAUACUUAUGAAUCCUUCAUACUUAUAAACCUUGGCAAGUAAUAUAAAUCACCAAAUGGCUAGGUAACUUUUUAUGGAGGUUAGUUUAUGAAGUCAUUAUUAUACAUCAAGCCAGAAUUUCUUAUUUUCCCUUAAUAGCAAAGUCAGAGGCAAAUGUAAUUUGAAAUGUUUUUACCUUUUAAACACAAAGUCAUUUUCCUGCUUUAACCAUUUGAGAUUGUCUAAACUUACUAUAUACAUCUCUGCUUUCUGAAACAGAACAGAAUUAACACCAUUCCUUCUCACUUUGUUGACAUGUCACUGUUAAAAACCAGUCACUGCCCUCAGCUGAGAUGACGCUCUCCAGAUGUGGGUUAUACUAAGCUGCUUGUCCUAGUAAGUAGCCAAAAGCUGUUCCUAUCACGUUUGUGAAUCUGUUCAAGGGGUUUUCUGCCUUGUGCUUUCAGUGAUUAUUCCUGCUGCCAUCAUUCAAUAGCCUCUGAUGCUGGCUUUAUCCAUUUAAUGUCCUAUUUGUAAUUAGCAAAGGCUGGUGAAUCUCAUGACAAAUUUGUUAAUUUUUAUUUUUUUGAGACAGAGUCUUGCUCUGUUGCCCAGGCUGGAGUGCAGUGGUGUGAUAUUGGCUCACUGCAGCCUCCACCUCCCAGGUUCAAGUGAUUCUCCUGCUUCAGCCUCCCAAAUAGCUGGGAUUACAGACACCCACUACCACGCCCAGCUAAUUUUUGUAUUUUUAGUAGAAAUGGAGUUUCACCAUGUUGGCGAGGCUGUUCUUUAACUCCUGACCUCAAGUGAUCUGCCUGCCUCAGCCUUCCAAAGUGCUAGGAUUACAGCUGCGCCCAGCCUUGGUGCCAAAUUUAAUGCUAAAAAGGAGGUCGUGAGCUUUGGGCCUGAGAGGCUCUGCUUUAAAUAAAUAAAUAUGUGAGUUUUAGUUCAUGCAUCUGAGGCCUCUGAAUUGCUUUGAAACCCUUUCUGCUUUAUUUUCACAGUGGAUGGGCUGAGUUAAAAAAAUUCAAUCAAAAUUAUGAAAACAAUUGUAAUUAUUUUUUUGAGAUGGAGUUUCACUAUUGUUGCCCAAUGGCGCAAUCUCAGCUCACUGCAACCUCUGCCUCCUGGGUUCAAGCAAUUCUCCUGCCUCAGCCUCCUGAGUAGCUGGAAUUACAACCAAGCACCACCAUGCCCAACUAAUAUUUUGUUUUUUUAAAUAGAGAUGGGUUUUCUCCAUGUUGGUCAGGCUGGUUUCCAACUCCCGGCCUCAGGUGAUCCAUCUGCCUGGGCCUCCCAAAGUGCUAGGAUUACAAGCACUUAAAAAUUACAGUUGUAGGCUGGGUGCGGUGGCUCACGCCUAUAAUCCUAGCACUUUGGGAGGCUGAGGCGGGUGGAUCACGAGGUCAAGAGAUCGAGACCAUCCUGGUCAACAAGGUGAAACCCCAUCUCUACUAAAAAUACAAAAAUUAGCUGGGCAUGGUGGUGCGCACCUGUAGUCCCAGCUACCCGGGAGGCUGAGACAGGAGAAUUGCUUGAACCUAGAAGGCGGAGGUUGCGGUGAGCCGAGAUCAUGCCAUUGCACUCCAGUCUGGGUAACAAUAGCAAAACUCCGUCUCAAAAAAAAAAAAAAUUACAGUUGUAAUUUUUAAGGAGUGAAUAGGACAUUACAUUGUAUAUAGGAACCAGAAUGGGGGGGAUAUUGCACAAAACAAUCUAGAAAUUAGGUUUCCUUGACCACUCAUCUUUCUUCUUCAUAGACCAGGGCUUGCUUUCUGAAAGGAUGGCAUACAAGUCCACUGCUCCGACCUCCUCUGACUUUUGAGACUCUCUUUUCUGAGUUAAAAAAAAAACUAGAAUCUUAAAAACAUUAGACAAGUUAUCUACAUUCUAAUAGCAGUCUAUGGAAUAACACUGUAACAAUCUUAUCAUAGUUUGAAAGCUCACACUAUUGAGAGAAGACAAAGCUCAUAAGCAGUACCCUGCACUAAUGCCUUGAAAAAUUAAGAAUCACAUAAAAGUGCUCAACCAGAGGAAAAUUAAACUUGGGUACAACUUAAACUUCAUCUAUUGGCUUUUAGCUGGGGCUUUAAAAAUGUGGUAUAAAAAUGAUCAAAUGCUAACAGAAGCAAUAAAUGGAAUAUCCAUUGCUCUGCCUCCUAUAAUUACUAGCAGCCUUGUUAUCUCAUAUACAAGUACUCUAUCCCACAAAAUGCUUGUGUUCUUUCCUAAGGAAUCCUGGAGAUAUUUAUGCCAUCUAAAUAUUCUGCAGCUGGCUGGGCACGGUGGCUUACACCUGUAAUCCCAGUACUCUGGGAGGCCAAGGCACGCAGAUUGCUUGAGCAAAUGAGUUCGAGACCAGCUGAGCAACAAGGAAAAACCCCAUCUUUGCAAAAAAUAAAAAAUUAGCUGGGCGUGGUGGCAUGUGCCUGUAGUCCUAGCUACUUGGGAGGCUGAGGCAGGAGGAUGGAUGGAGGCAUCCAGAAGGAUGACUUAAGCCCAGGAGGCAGAGACUGAAGUAAGCCAAGAUUGUGCCACUAUACUCCAGUCUGGGCAAUAAAGCCAGAUCUUGUCUCUAAAUACAUAUAAAUAAAUAUUCUACAACAAUGUCAUUUCUCUGGGACCCAGGAGGCAGCACAAUAGUACAUAUUAGAUGCAAUUUUCUUUUUCUUUUUUUUUUUCUGAGACACUGUCUUGCCGUUUCACCCAGGCUGGAGUACAGUAGUAUAUACUCGCCGUACUCAGCUCACUGCAACCUUGUCUCCUGAGCUCAAGCAGUCUUUCUGCCUCAGCCUCCCAAGUAGCUGGGACUAGAGGCAAGUGCCCUCCCAUCCAUCUUUUGGUAGAGAUGGGGUUUGAUGAUGAUGUUCAGGCUGUUCUCGAACUCCUAUGAUCAAGUGAUCUGCCUGCUACAGCCUCCCAAAGUGCUGGGAUUACAGGCCAUGAGCCACCCUGCCCAACCAGAUGCAAUUUUCAAAGGAACAGGAAUCAUUCUACAUGUACUUCACAAAUGUUCAGUUAGGUGCCAAUCCUCUUAACCAGAAAUUGGUCAGAUGAUUAAUUACAAGUGGUGAAAACACAUGCAUUAAUGAGCCCAUGGUAAGGCCAGGCACAGUGGCUCAUGCCUGUAAUCCCAGCAUUUUGGAAGACCCAAGAGGACUGCUUGAGUCCAGGAACUGGAGACCAGCCUGGGCAAUAUAGUAAAACCUUGUCUCCACAAAAAAAAAAAAAAAAAAAAAAAAAAAAAAAAAAAAAAUUAGCUGGGCAUUCACCUGUGAUCCCAGCUACUUGGGAGGCUUAGAAAGGAGGAUUGUUUGAGCCCAAGAGUUGGAGGCUGCAGUGAGCUGUGACUGUGCCACUGUACUCUAGCCUGGGCAACACAGCAAGAACUUAUUUUAAAAAAACAAAACAAAACACACCAGGUACUCAAAACUGGAAGCUUUUAUAUCUCUCCUCCCCCCAAACAGACAGAGUCACUCUGCCACCUAGGCUGGAGGGCAGUGGUGGGAAUCUCAGCUCACUGUAACCUCUGCUGCCCAGAUUCAAGCAAUUCUCCUGCCUCAGCCUCUCGAGUAGCUGGGAUUACAGGCACCUGCCACCAUGCCAGCUAAUUUUUGUAGUUUUAGUAGAGAUGGGGUUUCACCAUCUUGGCCAGGCUGGUCUUGAACUCCUGACCUCAUGAUCCACCCACCUCGGCCUCCCAAAGUACUGGGAAUACAGGUUUGAGCCACCAUACCUGGCCAUGUUUGCUAUUUUCAGUACCUUGAAUUUUAAUACUCUAUUCAUUUGACGCUUAUAACUUCUCUCAAACUUUGCACAUUUUCUCUAAAGAUAAUUACAGUGUCAUCCAAAGUAGGAAUACAGGCACCAAGGGACUCUGGGAUUUUUGCUUUAUGUAAUCUGAAUUUAGAAGAAAUCACUUUUUGGGAACAUGCAGCACUUUCUGGAAAAUACGUAUUAUUUGCUAAAGUCCUAAAGCCAGAAGUAUUAAAAACCUACCAGAGAAAUGCUAAGUAUGUUCUCAAAAUGUUGAGUGUUUGCCAAAAUAUACAAGUUGUAACUACAGAAGUUAAAUAGGACCUUUCUUCCAAGUGACAGUGUUUCCAUUAAAUUAAGAACACUAAUAUUCCACACGGAUUCAAGAAUUAAGUCUAUGCCUUCCUGUUUGAUAGGGAUACCCACAACUAAUCCUAGGACAGGACAAAGAGAAGUUAUUUCAGGAGAUUUCCAGCUUUCUUAUGCCUAACUGCAUGAGCAUGGGCAAAUCAGCCCCCAUUUCAGUAUGUAAGGUCCUUUCGAGCUUGAAGUUUCUAGCACCCAUGUUCCCGCCAUAACAGCAGACUCCUGCUCACUUAAGGAGCUUCCAAGCAUAACCCAUGUGCAGACUGUAUUUAAUCAGAAGCACUCCUGACAUUUGAUUAUAGGGCUCAAGUCUUAUUCACUAAUUUCUAAUUAUCCUGGGAGCUUUAUAAGAACUUAGUUUAAAAACAUUUAAGUUCAAUCUUCAGGUAUAACCAAGUAUCUAAGGGAGAAUACGGCUGUAAACCCUGAAGCAGAGUCUUCUCCUCCUCCUGGUCCCCUGGACUGAAACUUGAGUUCACACCAAAGCCCUGCAGUAAGUAAAGGCAGGGCCCCAAGCUUACCGUGCCAUUUGCCCUUAUAAACAGUUCCAAAAGAGCCUGACCCAAUCCGAGUGGAGAGCAUCACUUCACUGGCUUCUAUUUCCCAGUAAUAGCUUGAAUCUCUCUGUCCACGAGGCCUCUGAAAUAAUUAGAGAUCAUUAUUAUACUCCAUGGAAUGGUAAUAAUCUUUUGAAAAUGAAGGCAUCAAAGAAAGGAUCAACUCAUGUCAUGUUUCCAUAUCUUUUAAAGAUAAACAUAUUAACUAUACUUCCAAUUUUUGUCUUUUGAGAAAUACCAUUUUAGUUGUAGUACUGGCAAGUUGUCUGAUCCAAGUGUGCCGAAAAUGACAGUGACAUUUAUAAUCUCCUUCCUAAAAUGUAUUUUAUUAGAAUCUUCUCCCAAAAUAAGCUAGAAGUAUUCUGGUUUCCAACAAGGUUUUUCUUACUGAACUCUAAUUAGCAGGAGGUACUGUUGUCUAUACUCACAAUUUUGUUUUUCUCCUGGGUUCCAGAUCCUGGUGCCCGCUCCCUUUGUGCUGGCAUGGGGGCUUUGGGCUGUGACCAGCCUGUUGGGCUCAGAUUGUUGGGGCUACUGGACAGGGCUGAAGGUGAGGCUUAACAGACAAGACAAACAGAAUCCACACAAGGAUAAGCCAACAGAAGAUACACCGUAUAAAGAAAAAAAGCCCAUCACCGUUGGAUAAAUUACUAUAGAAAAGUACCUGAUUCGCUGUGACUUCGAAUUGCAUCCUGCAACAGAAAAGGAGAGCUGGUCAACUCCUACACAAAGAAGAUUUUCUCUGGGGGAGGGAAAAGAGAGGAGGAGGAUGUGCAAGAACAAAAUAGAUUAUAAAACCUCUAAAAACCAUAAAAAUCCUAUACAUACUCUAAUCAAUGUUCCUUGAUUAAAUUCAGCAAAUAUCAGUGGCUAGUAUCUCCAAGGCUGGUUUUUCAUCAAAUAUUAGAAGAAUUCAUAUUAAUUUUUUUUUUUUGAGAUGGAGUCUUGUUCUGUCACCCAGGCUGGAGUGCAGUGGCACGACAUCAGCUCACUGCAACCUCCAACUCCCAGGUUCAAAUUCAAGCAAUUCUCCUGCCUCAGUCUCCUGAAUAGCUGGGAUUAUAGGCGGGCACCACCACACCCAGCUAAUUUUUAUAUUUUUUAGUAGAGAUGGGGUUUUUGCCAUGUUGGCCAGGCUGGUCUCGAACUCCUGGCCUCAGGUAUCCACCUGCCUCGGUCUCUCAAAGUGCUGGCAUUAGAGGUGUGAGCCACCGUGCCCAGCUUGGUAUUAAUUUUUCAUAUCUAAUGAAAACUACAUUCUUUUUCUGAAGAGAAAGCAACGUACACAACAAACAUUCUUUCAAGGAAAACUAGCAAAGUUAUUCUCAGCUGAGGCCCUUCCAAAGAUUGGGAAUCUUGUUUCACUGAGGCUCAAAACUGUUUUUUAAAAGGUGGGGUGGGGAGGUGGAUUCUGGGGGAAGCUCACUCUUACUCCACGAGGAGUUAGGGUAAAAUGACUAGAAGUUGGAUUUGAAAAAGGUAAGCACCAUUACUACAUUCUUUAUCCAAGGCUAAAAUUAUAGAAAGCUGGAAGGACCACAAAUCCAAGUUCAAAACCUACAUUUUACAUGUAAGAAAAUAUAUCUGAACAGGUAAAGAGACUUGGCAGGGUCACAGAGCCAGUAGGUGGCAGAAAUAGAACCAAAAACCAUCAUACAUGGAUCUUAGCCCUAGCUCUUUUACCACAAAACACUGCCUUAUGGGUAAAUUUGGAAAUUGGUUACAUUCUUCUCAUGGGAGAAAGCAAAGGCUAUCUUUAGAAUUUAUUAGAAACUGGAAAACAGUAAUCACAGAGGCCUCCAUGAGACCUAAACCCCAAUCUAAAAUUCAUCACUUGGAGUAGAAUAGUGUAACAAAAUAAUAUAAAACCACCUGACCCCCCCCCCCCCAUAUCCUCAGAAAGGACAUUUUGGGGAGGGAAGUCCUACUCUUUUCUUUGUAUAACCACAGUAUAGAUAAGAUACCUGUUCCACACAACUAUUACUAGAAUGCUCCUGUUCAAUUAUAUCAUUACAAGAUAAAAAGAAUCAAACCAAGCUGUUCCCCUGCUCCCAAAACAUAAUUUGGAAUUUAACAAAAAAGCCUAGUUCUGGUUCCCAAAUCUAGCUAGUCUUCAAAAUCACUGGAGAGUGAUUCUGAUUCUGAAAGGAAGAAUAAAGAUUCACCCCCUAACCCCCGGCCUAGGAUUGGACUGAGCAUGUUUGGGAGAUGAAGGUGGGAAGCCUAGGAAAUUGUGUGUUUUUAAGUAUAGCAAGGUAAAUGCCAAGUGGGCAAAACAGUGGCAAAAAAUAAUGUGGAUUUCAAUAGAAAUCAGUAGCUGUAGCUUCAUUACCCAACUAAUCUGUCCUUUGUUUUUAAAGCAAAGCACAAUUUAUUUUUAUUAACUAUAAUUAUAUUCCUAUGUAGGAUUUUUUUCCUUCAUGUCAUAGUAAUUUUCUUCCCUAUAUCCAUUAAAUACCGCAUAUUUUAUUCCGUGCUAAUUUCUAUGGUUAGAUCAAUUUAUCCCAGAAAGAAUUUUUCUAUUGUUCCUGGAAUCUAAAUACUCAAGAGAACUAUGAAUAAUUUGAGAACUACAAAUAAUUUAAAUAAAGCAACAAUGUCUACUUUAAAAAUGCUGACUCAUGUGAUUAAAUAACAGGAAUCAAAAUCUACUCUGCUUCUAAAGUACAAAAAGGAUUAGGAACAACAGUUGUGUUAAUUCUUUUAUAAUAAAAAAUCCAAAAUUCUGACUUGACACAAUCAAAGCUCAUUACGACCUCAAACUCCUGGGUUCAAACAACCCUCCUGAGUAUAGCUAGGACCGCUGGUACACACCACCAAGCUCAGCUAAUUUUUUCUUUUUUUGGUAGAGGUGGGGUUUUGAUAUGUAUAUAGCUCAAGCUGGUCUCAACUCCUCAUCGCAAGUGAUCUUCCCACCUAGCCAAUUCUCACCUUUAUUGUUCCCCCUAAGCAUUACAGUGUUUAUUAUACAGGAACAAAGCAUUUAACAGAAGUAGCAGUAACUGGUAUAUUAUAUUAUCAGGAUUAAUCAUAAUGGUAAAAAGAAAUAAUAAAAUUUAUAGCUUAUACAUAACCUCCUCACAACAGUGGCAGGACAAGUAUGCUGAAAGUGAUUUGAGGUUUCGGUGAGAUAAACUGUGCCUGAGGCAGCAGGUGUCUAUUUGAUGCAGAGACAGCAUAGUUAUCUCUGAUAAGCUUUUAAUAAAGGAUUUUCCAGGGUUUAUCAACCAAACUGAGACAUUUGGUUACUAAUAUAUAAACAGAAUACCAAUGCUGUAAGCACCAAGUAAGUCUAACAUUAGUCCUUGGUUGGAAUUGAUUAAAAAAAAAAAAUCUUUUUAAUGCCCUUGUCCUCAAAAUCAAACUUGAGAUUUUUUGUUUAUUUUUAAGGUGGAUUCUUACUAUACUGCCCCAGUUGGAGAGCAGUGGCUAUUCACAGGCACAAUUGUAUCUCCCUACAGCCUAGAACUUCUGAGCUCCAGUGAUCCUUCUGCCUCAGCCUCUGGAGUAGCUGGGACAACAGGCACACACCGCCAUGCCUGGCCUUACUUAAGAAAUUCAUUUCACCUAUCAUCAAUACCACAUACAGCAUUUUUUUACUUCUAUAUACUCUAUUUGGAAAGAAGGAAAAGGAAAAGGAAAGAAGGAAAGAGAGAGAAGGAAAAAAAGAAAGAAAGAAAGAAAACAUGGAAACAAGUGACAAUAUAAAUUUAACUUAGCAACUAUUUCAUUUGUGGUAGUCUACUGUCUGACAGUUUUAGCAAUCCUGUUAAUUACAAGAAAGCAAAGGCAUGAAGAAAAAUACCUACUCUUCCCCUCAAACAAAAUCGUCUGGACCACGCCCUGGGAGAAGCAUUCAGGUUGUUAUUCUAGUCCAAAGCAAUGAGAAAUAAAGAAGAAUAAAGAACAAAGGAAGUAUUUAAGUGUAUUCAGUUGUUAUUAAAGAUGAAGCAGAAAGCAAAUUAAACCAAUAGGACAUAACCAAAAGCCAAGAAAAGAAAAAGCAGUUCAAAAACACUAGCUUUGGGCACUUUCACUUCUCCCUAAAUACCUGCUUAUUAAAGUCCUAGGACUCUACCCUUUCAUUUCUAAAUAAAAUCACAAAAGUCUUCCAGAGAGUCUGUAGUUCUUCAUCACUGUUAUUUUCUGUCCCACACCAAAAUGAAACCACUCCUUAAAUAUCUUAGGCUCUAGGCACUCAUUCAUUAAAAGCCUAUUCAAAUUUGAUAAUGGGAAGAGUUCAAAUGUUAACAUCUUUUCAGGAAAUUUUAGUUCUCCACUUGAAUGACAUACUAACCAGACUAUUCAACCAGUCUAAAGAUAUUAUGGAUAUAAAAAACUGUUAAAACUCCAGAGACCUGAGAAAGUGCUGUAACAUUCCUUGAUCAGGUUUGAAACCCAAAACUCUAUGAAAUAAAUACCAACCUCACCCCAUUAACUGACUGACAUUACCACCCCCAAGGGGCCCUAUUACCUCAAUCAUCCUGCUAUCCACAGGCAGGGUGGUGCUGACCAUGUGGACAUUAGGUGUGGACGUUGACCUCUGCCUCUGGGAGAGGGAACCUUCAGAUGAGGGACUGGAG